This is a messenger RNA of Kazachstania africana CBS 2517, 510 nucleotides long. It is a transcript of the gene UBC12, whose product is annotated as NEDD8-conjugating protein UBC12. The record is from RefSeq and is a predicted model, not a curated record. Gene Ontology annotation, cellular component: nucleus. Lineage: Eukaryota; Fungi; Ascomycota; Saccharomycetes; Saccharomycetales; Saccharomycetaceae. Gene Ontology annotation, molecular function: NEDD8 transferase activity. The transcript has a single exon. Gene Ontology annotation, biological process: protein neddylation. Bases 1 to 510 code for a protein of 169 amino acids.
AUGGGAUCUUCAGGGCAAUCUCAACAGUUAUCUGCCCCUAGAAGAAGAUUAACUGUAGAUUUGAACUCUCUGGAUGUUCCGCCAACUGUGUCAUUGACGACCCUAGUACCACCUGAAGAUACAUCCAGAUCGCCCUUAUUGCAAAUUACUAUCUGUCCCGAUGAAGGCUUUUACAAUGGUGGCCGUUUCAAGUUCAAUUUAACCACUAGUGAAAGUUAUCCCAUUGAUCCUCCAUCUGUUGUGUGCUUACAAAAAAUAUAUCAUCCAAAUAUAGAUUUAAAUGGUAAGAUAUGCUUAAAUAUACUGAGAGAAGACUGGUCCCCAGCUUUGGAUAUACAAAGCGUGAUAGUUGGAUUACUUUUCCUGUUCUUGGAACCAAAUCCAAGGGACCCAUUAAAUAAAGACGCCGCUUCGACACUAAUACGGAAUAGUCACGAUUUUGCUAGGUUAGUUGAAAAGACAAUGCAAGGAGGAAAUUACAUGAACGUGAAAUAUGACUGCGUGCUGUAA